CGGAUUUUGAAGAAGUACCUUCACAGAGAGGCUAACCUGGCUUUUUUUCCCCUCACCUUUGCGAAAUUACGGACAUCCCAUAUGCAAGAGGAUGAGAAGAUGUUUGCAGUUGGAGACUCGUCUGCCUCUACAGUGUUUUUGUACUCAGCUGUAGUAGGUCUCAGCAUAGCGUCCUGUCAGGGGGUCUCCUCUGUCUCUUUGUUCAAUUAGAGGAAGGAAGGGGAGAAAGUUCUAAACAGAGGUGUAUUUUGGACCACUGCUUCCACGAAGGAAGUGAAACUUUAGUGCUAGUUGUUAGUUACUUUUCCUUCAUCCUGGUUGCAAACCUAACUUUCGCAACCUGCUGUUUCUACUGAGAUCUGUCCUCGGAAUCAGACACAACAUGGACUGCCUGGCUGGUUACCGGAGGUCCCGUCACAAACAUCUUGCCUCGGGUAGGUGACCCUUACAAGCUGGACAACAGUGAGGAUGAACACUGUCAUUGGUUGAAUAUAGAUAUUAGGAAGAGAUCUAGGGUUGAUAUUUUUUUUUUUUCUAAAUAAAAGACUGGACUGACUAUGAAGCGGCGGCGCAAGUACUGGUUUUGGAGGCGGAAAGAUAGGAAAGUCAAAGCUGAUGAGGGGCCCUGCGUGGCGGUGAAAAUCGAACACUCCAGAGCUCUAGGUACUAGCCCAGCGGGCAAACAGAGCAACACACCCAGUGUUCAGGCGUGCCUGAGUCGGGCGGGGGGGGGAACACCUGACCGGAGCAGGAGAGGAGUCAAUGGAAGAAGCACCAGCUUCAGGCCUCGGCUGUCGUCUAAACCACAAGUGCCUCCAAAGCCAGCACAUCUCCAGAGCCCGGUGACGGGGCUCACAUCGCCACUAGGCCGCGUACAGAGACCACCACUAAAACAGAGGAUGGAUGAGGGAGGAGGAGGAGGAGGAGGGAGAGGGGCUGUAAAACACUCCAAGGUGUCAGACCUCAUCAGCCGCUUUGAGGAGAACAACGGCACAGAGACCAAGAGAGACGGCUCGCCGAUCAAACAGAUCACCAAGUCGACCAACAGCAGCCCAGCUCACCGCGCCUACCCGAAGAAGACGGAGGCGGACGGGCUUCAGGAGAACCACUCCUCCAAACCAGCCUCUCCUGAGGAUGAACACAAACCGGCAGCCAACGGGGUGCUAGCCCAGAUGGAGCAGCACAAGGACAAGGAGGACAGCCAGGAAGAGAACAGUGACAGUGUGAGGACAGACACCACGGGGCUGGUAAACGGAGACAUGGGGAGCAGUGAACAGAGUGAGGGUCUCUCACCUCCACACACAGACAGGACUGUGACAGAAACUGAGAAUAAGGACAGUGGGACUCAAAUAGAAACCGAGCACAAGAACGAAGAAGGGGGCACCGAGCAUAAGGAGACAAAUGAACAGAAGCUGUUUAAGAUCGCCAGCGAGCUCCUGCACACAGAGAAGGCCUACGUAGCGCGACUGAACCUGCUGGACCAGGUAUUCUGUGCUAAGCUGAUGGAGGAGGCGAACAAAGGAACGUUCCCUGUGGACGUGGUGAAGAACAUCUUCUCCAACAUCGUCUCCAUCCACGCCUUCCACAGCCAGUUCCUGCUUCCAGAUCUGGAGAAACGCAUGGGGGAAUGGGCGGCCACUCCUCGAAUCGGAGACAUCCUGCUGAAACUCACACCCUUCCUCAAGAUGUACGCAGAGUAUGUGAAGAAUUUCGAGAAAGCCAUGGAGCUGCUGAAAACCUGGACUGAUCGCUCGCCUCAAUUCAAGGGCAUCAUUCAGGAGAUACAGAGUCAGGAGGCGUGUGGCAGCCUGACGCUUCAGCAUCACAUGUUGGAGCCCGUGCAGAGAGUCCCUCGCUACGAGAUGCUGCUAAAAGACUAUCUGAAGAAGCUGCCUCAGGACGACUCCGACCGGCAGGAUUCAGAGAAAUCAAUAGAAAUAAUCGCCACAGCAGCCACUCACUCGAACAGCGCUAUACGAAAAUCUGAGAAUCUGAAGAAACUGAUGGAGAUAUACGAGAUGCUGGGGGAGGAGGAGGACAUUGUAAACCCCUCAAACGAGUUCAUCAAAGAGGGCCACAUCUUGAAGCUGGCGGCCAGGAACACCUCGGCCAUGGAGCGAUACCUCUUCCUGUUCAACAACAUGCUGCUGUACUGCGUGCCUAAAUUCAGUCUGGGAGGCACUAAGUACACGGUGAGGACGCGGAUCGGCAUCGACGGCAUGAAAGUCCUGGAAACGCUCAACGAGGACUACCCUCACACCUUCCAGGUGUCCGGGAAGGAGAGGAUGCUGGAGCUACAGGCCAGCUCAGAGCAGGACAAGGCAGGCUGGAUUAAGGCUUUCCAGAGGACCAUUGAGAUCUUCCAGCAGAAAAACGAGUCAUUCAAGAAUGCACUGAAAGACGAGGAGGAAGUGUCGAACGCAGAGCUGGGGAAGCGCGCCCCUCGCUGGAUCCGCGACAAUGAAGUGACAAUGUGUAUGAAGUGUAGAGAGUCUUUCAACGCUCUGACGCGGAGGAGGCACCACUGCAGAGCCUGCGGAUACGUGGUGUGCUGGAAAUGUUCAGACAAUAAGUGGGAUCUUGAAUAUGACAACAACAAGACGCACAAAGUCUGCAAGGACUGCUACCGCAUCCUGUCCGGAGAAGGGGUCGCAGAGGGCAAGAAGAAGGGCAUCCUGGAGAUCGAGGCGGCUCAGUUCACAGGCAGCAGCAUCAUGUGUGGCUUCCUGCAGUACUGUGAGAAGACCAAAGCUUGGCAGAAAGUGUGGUGUGUCAUCCCCGAGAAGGAGUCACUGGUGCUCUAUCUCUACGGAGCUCCGCAGGACGUGAAGGCCCAGUGCACCAUCCCCCUGCUGGGCUACAACGUGGACGACAGCGCCCGGGCCACAGACCCCCCCGCUGUCUUCCGCCUCACCCAGUCCAAGUCCAUCCACAGCUUUGCCGCUGAUACCGAGGAGCUCAAGCAGCGCUGGCUGAAAGUCAUCCGAGUGGCGGUGAGGGGGGAGGUGCCGGAGUGCCCUGAGACCAACGGGGGCAGCGCCAACGUGACGGACAACAACAACACACAGGAAGCCAGUAUUGAUAGCUCAUAGAAGUGUGUUUACUACAAGCUAACUGCUGUGGAGAUGCUACAGAAAGACAGGAUGUGCACUGCAAGCACAAACGAACACUCUCUAUGCUGUCCUCUAAAGACAACGAGAUAAAUCAGUGCUGGAUAUGCUCCCGUUUUUUCCUGGAUGUGUUCACACUUCUGACUCACUGCUAGAACCGUGCUGGAUUACUAAAGGAUGUUUCUGGUGCAGUCAACACUAGAGCUGUCAGGAUUGAGUGACUCUUCUCCAACAGGCACUAUAAAAGACAGCUCAAACUCAGUCUUCGAAGACUUUCAAUCCGAGUCAGCUCCUCUUGAGCCACCACAGUGGGUUUCCACAGCGCUGUACAGGAAGUGAAUCAAAGCUAAAGGACGUUCCAGACGGUGCUGUGACUCAACUCUGUACCUGUACAGUAUAAAUGGGUUUUUUUCUUUCCUUUUCAAAAAAGGAAAAAUGUGUUUUUGUGUACAUAAAUCAAUCCCAAAUGUUGUUUUGAUAACAUAGAAAAUGUCUAAGUAUAACAAAAAUAUUUACAGUUUUCCACUUUUUCUUUGCUUGAGAAAAUGGAUCCAAAACUGGGAAAAUGGUCGUGUGCUUGGAUAAUGAUGGUCCCAGCUCCCUUUCUCAUCCCUCAGUGAAAAGUAUUCACUUUUAACCAAAAAUCUGGUGUUGUGUUUUCUAUUAAGCUACAGGAGUAACCAGUCUUAAAUAUAUGGGCAGCUGAACAUAGUAAAAAAAUUAAUUCCUACAGUUUUAUAACGUAAUGACAAUACGUAUUGUGAUACAUUUGUCGUAAAAAAUGUAUCUAAAAAAUAUUUUAUAGAUCAAAUUGACUACCCGUACAAUAAGUCAGUCCUGCUCAUUGGUUUGCAACAUAAAGCAAUUUUUGUAUCACAGCUCAAGUAAUGUUGGAGGACUGCAAGACAGAUUGAAGCAGAGAUACCCCCUAGUACAAACCAGUCCUCCAUUUCCCAUGAUGCAACCCAAUAGACUUCCAUUAGGUAUUACCUGAUUGCUACCAAUGUUUUGUCAGGUAUAACAAGUCCAAAGCUUAACUCAAGAUUACCCUGAGGAUGUCAUUCUGUCAGACGUUCACUGUAGAGACAAUAUACAACUGUAUUCACAGCUUGAGUAGCAUUAUUCCUGGAAAAAUGUACAAAUAGGUAAUGUAUUUGUAAAUGCAAAUCACCUUUAAAAUGUUUAGCUACUUUGUAAGAAACUAUUUAAGCAGUUCAUACAUUCUACGGUCUCACAUUAUGUAUUGUCAUACUUCGCCCAUCCCUAAGGCCUCGACAGUGCUCUUUGAAUUCAAAUGGCCCUCUGCAAUCAUGUGUAAUUAAUAUGGCCCAAAACUGAGGAUGUGAGAGACGGACCGGGAUCAUCACGUUUUUCUAUAAAGAUGCGAACGAGGAACAAUCACAGAUACAGCGAGAAAUGUCAAUGUCUUUUUUAAUGCUGUAAUUAAUUUUAUUAUUUAAAGUAAUUUAUAGAGUAUGAAAAGCAUGAUCUGUUAAAAGUAGCACAAAUGUGUACCCUGACUGUCAACUAAGAAGCGCAGUAGGUAGAUCGUAUUUUCUUCUGAGGAGAUUUUUUCGAACUAACAUGAAACCUGGGUUCUUCAGUGUGACAGCGAAUACCCCCGCUCAAUGCAGGUGCUCACCUGAGUCUCCCCCCCCUGGACUCCCCCCUUCAGUAUUCAAAUAAAAAGACAAGAGCACAAGACUUCCCGUCUGUAAUAUCUGAAUGUAUAUGCAGAUUUGUAUGCUCUCAUCCCUCACCAAAAGGUUUGAGAAUCGACGCACUUUACAGUCUUAGAGUGUACCUUCAAAGAAAAAUGAUAUGAUAUGGGGUUCUUGCUUGUUUGUUGUAAUAUACAAAUGUUUGAAUAACUUGACUGUGUUAUCAUGGUAACUCAAACCACUCAUUGUGAUGCUACCUUAAAAAGGGCCCUUAUAUUUUGGGGUGGGUUUUCAUUUCCUGUUGUGUUAUAUCAAGGUCUUUCUGCAUGUUAAUGCCCUCUAAGCGAUUGACCAAUCACAACAGAACCGGCCAGCUAACCAAUCGGAGCAGACUGGGCUCUGGUUUCAGACAGAGGGUGGAAAGAGGUGCCGCAGCACAGACAGUUUCAGUAAAUAAAGACCCUUUUGAACAUUUAAGCAUGGAGACAUGUGAAGGUAGAGGCACAAAGAGCCCCUUUCAAAAAAGGAACGUCUCGUUUUGGUUCCUUGUUUUGUGUCUCCUCUCCUGAUAAGAAGUGUUUCACUUUGAGUUAUGCCAGACAUGCACUUAAAACGAACGGGGACAUCUGUCAAAGUGAGAAAGUUGAACAG
Notothenia coriiceps (black rockcod) is the source of this 5422-nucleotide messenger RNA. RefSeq names its product FYVE, RhoGEF and PH domain containing 4a (gene fgd4a). Gene Ontology annotation, cellular component: cytoplasm. Gene Ontology annotation, biological process: filopodium assembly; cytoskeleton organization. The transcript has 18 exons. Gene Ontology annotation, molecular function: guanyl-nucleotide exchange factor activity; metal ion binding. The coding region runs from base 558 to 3092 and encodes 844 amino acids. Lineage: Eukaryota; Metazoa; Chordata; Actinopteri; Perciformes; Nototheniidae. The record is from RefSeq and is a predicted model, not a curated record.